Messenger RNA from Heteronotia binoei (common prickly gecko), 1406 nucleotides. It is a transcript of the gene RAD51C, whose product is annotated as RAD51 paralog C. The record is from RefSeq and is a predicted model, not a curated record. Gene Ontology annotation, molecular function: four-way junction DNA binding; crossover junction DNA endonuclease activity; ATP-dependent DNA damage sensor activity. The transcript is spliced from 9 exons. Gene Ontology annotation, cellular component: Rad51C-XRCC3 complex; replication fork; Rad51B-Rad51C-Rad51D-XRCC2 complex. NCBI's taxonomy places the organism in Eukaryota, Metazoa, Chordata, Lepidosauria, Squamata, Gekkonidae. The coding region runs from base 19 to 1218 and encodes 399 amino acids. Gene Ontology annotation, biological process: reciprocal meiotic recombination; meiotic DNA recombinase assembly; DNA repair.
UCGCAGCCUCACAGGGCGAUGGAGAAGGAGGCGGCGGCUCUUCCGAGGGAGGGAAGGGAGCCGUCCCCUUUGGGCCGUCCCGGGGCGGGGACAGUUGGCGGAGCCGUCCCCCUGCUGCGAGCCUCCUUCAUGGAGCAGCCGCGAGAGCUGGGCAGUUUCCCCUUGCCUCCCAGUCUGCGGGCCAAGCUGGUCGCCGCCGGCUUCCAGACGGCUGCGGAGGUGCUCGACGUCAGGCCCUGCGAGCUCAGCAAAGAAAUUGGAGUUUCUAAACAGGAGGCAUUAGAAAUUCUGCAAGUGGUCGAAGGGGACUGUCACGGCAAUGGAGGAAGCUCAGGAAAUGCGGUCAGAAAGUACACGGCCCUGGAGCUCUUGGAAGAGGAGCAAGGCCAAGGCUUCAUCGUAACCUUCUGCUCUGCACUAGAUGAUGCCCUGGGAGGGGGCGUGCACCUAACAAAAGUCACAGAGAUCUGCGGAGCACCAGGCGUUGGCAAAACGCAAUUAUGCAUGCAGCUGGCGGUGGAUGUGCAGUUCCCAGAGUGCUUUGGAGGGCUUGCAGGAGAAGCGGUUUUCAUAGACACGGAGGGCAGCUUCAUGGUAGACAGAGUCGUGGAGAUGGCAUCCGCCUGCGUUGAGCAUUGCCGGUUGAUUGCAGAAGUGCACCCUGAAGAAGACCAUCAAGCGGCGCUGGAGACUUUUACCUUGGAAAAUAUUCUGUCUCACAUUUACUACUUCCGUUGUCAUGACUAUGUGGAGUUGUUGGCGCAGGUCUAUCUUCUCCCAGAUUUCCUCUCUGAACAUUCAAAGGUCCGACUGGUCGUGAUCGAUGGCAUCGCCUUUCCUUUCCGCCAUAACUUCGAAGACCUCUCGCUGCGGACACGGCUCUUGAAUGGUCUAGCCCAGCAGCUGAUCACCAUCGCCAAUGAUCACACGUUGGCUGUAGUUUUGACCAAUCAGAUGACAACAAGAAUUGGACAAAGCCACUCCUCUUUGGUUCCUGCCUUAGGAGAAAGCUGGGGUCAUGCAGCCACCAUCCGCAUAAUCUUGCAUUGGGAGAAUAAGCAGAGGUUGGCAACCCUAUACAAGUCACCCAGCCAAAAGGAGUCAGUUGUACCAUAUUGUGUUACGCCUCAAGGAUUCAGAGACGUUCAGCUUCCACCUCCAGACCUGGCGGAAAACAAGACGAACCCUCGCAAGAGGCCGCGGGUAGAAGAACAGUGAUUUGGACGAAUCGAUUUCUCUCUUUGAAGAUGUUUGCGCAAUGUCUGGACUUAAUGGGGCAUGAGAGGCUAUUUAACUCGGACAAAAAGAGCAUAAUUUUAAUCCACAGAUUGGCAAUUUUAUCCAUUCCCCCCACCCCUUUCAUAGGAUUUUUUUUUUUCUCAAAUAAAGGUUGGAAAUAAUAUCUA